Penicillium arizonense is the source of this 2403-nucleotide messenger RNA. RefSeq names its product mRNA splicing protein PRP28 (gene prp28). The record is from RefSeq and is a predicted model, not a curated record. Gene Ontology annotation, molecular function: RNA binding; RNA helicase activity; ATP binding. Gene Ontology annotation, cellular component: catalytic step 2 spliceosome. Bases 1 to 2403 code for a protein of 800 amino acids. The transcript has 2 exons. Gene Ontology annotation, biological process: mRNA splicing, via spliceosome. Lineage: Eukaryota; Fungi; Ascomycota; Eurotiomycetes; Eurotiales; Aspergillaceae.
AUGGAUGGAAUAGUGGCCAUAGACUCUGAGAUAUCUCCUCCACACCCUCCACCUGAUCCGAUUCAACGCCCGCCCAGCCCACCUCCCCCUCCUCCUGAAGACUCGGCCGCUCCUCCGCCGCCACCAGAUACCGCAGCUCCUCCGCCUCCUCCAGAAGAUGUACCACCCCCGCCACCCUUGGAAACAAAGAAGAAGCAGGGAUGGGGCGCAAAACGCCCGGUAGCAACUCCAUUGAGUGUGGAAGAGCUCAUACGCAAGAAGAAAGAAGCAGAGACGGCCACGGCCAAGCCCAAGUUCUUAUCAAAAGCCCAACGAGAGAAACUCGCAUUGGAGAAACGAGCCCAAGAGGUUGAGGCAGAGCGGCAAGCAAAGGCCCGCGCCAACGGCGGUGGCCGCAAUGGAUUCGCCCCGGAACCAUCCUCAGCAAGGCCUCAUGAGCCAAAGAACAGUCGGGAUGACCAAGGGGCUAGACAUGUUCCCACUGGACCACGAUCAAUGCGCGAUGAAGCCCCGACGGGACCUGCUGCUAUGCGGAAGGGAGGUAGACAGGCUCGCGAUCACGACAUGCCGCCACCACCCAAAGCUACCAAAGGCGAGAAGCGAUUAAACGAAGAAGAUUCGGCAGUAGCGCUUGCUGCGCUGACCAAACAACGAUACGUGGGAGCGGAGCAGACAUCGAACUUCUCGGCAAAGAAAAAGCGCAAGCGUACGACGGACCGAAAAUUCAAUUUUGACUGGAAUACCGAAGAAGACACAAGCGGUGAUUACGACCCCCUCUAUCAACACCGACACGAGGCCAACUUCUUCGGCCGGGGUCGUCUGGCAGGCUUUGGCGAUGAUGUUGCAGAUGAAGUGACGCGCAAAUACGUAGAGGCCCUGGAGUCCCGCGACCAAGAAGCAGGUGGAGCGCGGGCGAAGGAGAUCAUGGAGAUGGAACGUCGUCGGCGUGAGGACAGCACUCGUAACCAGUUGGACAAGCACUGGAGCGAGAAGCGUUUGGAACAUAUGCGUGAGCGUGACUGGCGUAUCUUCAAGGAAGACUUCAAAAUCAGCACCAAGGGCGGCAGCGUACCGAAUCCUAUGCGCUCAUGGGAAGAAAGCUUGCUGCCAAAGCGCCUAUUGGAGCUUGUCGAUCGCGUCGGAUACAAAGAACCAUCCGCUAUUCAGCGUGCAGCUAUCCCAAUCGCUAUGCAAUCGCGUGAUCUUAUUGGUGUCGCCGUCACAGGUUCCGGUAAAACAGCCGCAUUCCUACUCCCACUUUUGGUCUAUAUUUCAGAGCUACCUCGACUCGACGAAUUCGAAUGGCGCAAGAACGAUGGACCAUACGCCAUUGUACUGGCACCCACCCGUGAAUUGGCGCAGCAGAUUGAGAUCGAAGCGAAGAAAUUCACACAGCCACUCGGAUUCAACGUUGUCAGUAUUGUCGGUGGUCACUCAAUCGAGGAGCAAGCCUACAGCCUGCGUGACGGAGCAGAAAUCAUCAUCGCCACGCCCGGUCGUCUAGUAGACUUUAUCGAGCGUCGCAUGCUAGUUCUGAGCCAAUGUUGCUACGUGAUUAUGGAUGAGGCAGAUCGCAUGAUCGACAUGGGUUUCGAAGAACCCGUCAACAAGAUCCUCGACGCCCUCCCAGUGACCAACGAAAAGCCAGAUUCAGAAGAAGCCGAAGACUCACGCGCCAUGAGCCAACACGUCGGCGGUCGAGACCGCUACCGCCAAACAAUGAUGUACACAGCAACUAUGCCCCCAGCCGUCGAGCGCAUCGCCCGCAAGUACCUCCGCCGCCCAGCAAUCAUCAACAUCGGCACAGUCGGCGAAGCCGUCGAUACAGUGGAGCAGCGCGUGGAGAUGAUCCCCGGCGAAGACAAGCGCAAGAAACGACUCAACGAAAUCCUCUCAUCAGGCGAGUUCCGCGCCCCGAUCAUCGUCUUCGUCAACAUCAGGCGAAACUGCGAUGCCAUCGGGCGCGAUAUCAAAAAUAUGGGCUUCUCGUCGUGUACGCUACACGGUGGAAAAUCCCAAGAGCAGCGUGAAGCCGCGCUCAACUCCGUCCGUAAUGGUGCGACUGAUGUUAUGGUUGCGACGGAUCUGGCGGGCAGAGGUAUUGAUGUGCCGGAUGUGUCGCUUGUCGUGAACUUUAACAUGGCCGGUUCGAUCGAGGCGUAUACCCAUCGUAUCGGUCGUACUGGUCGUGCUGGAAAGAGUGGUACUGCCAUUACUUUCCUGGGUAAUGAGGAUACUGAGGUUAUGUAUGAUCUCAGGCAGAUGCUUAUGAAAUCGCCUCUCUCGCGUGUCCCUGAGGAACUGCGCAAGCAUGAAGCGUCGCAGUCUAAACCUAGCAGGGGUCCUGGAGGGAAGAAAAUUGAGGAUAGUUCUGGGUUUGGAGGAAAAGGAGGAUGGGCAUAA